This is a messenger RNA of Dictyostelium discoideum AX4, 633 nucleotides long. RefSeq names its product phytanoyl-CoA dioxygenase family protein. The transcript is spliced from 2 exons. The record is from RefSeq and is a predicted model, not a curated record. NCBI's taxonomy places the organism in Eukaryota, Evosea, Eumycetozoa, Dictyosteliales, Dictyosteliaceae. The coding region runs from base 1 to 633 and encodes 210 amino acids.
AUGGAUAAAAGUUUAGCAGAAAAAAUAAAAAAUGUGGAUAUUACCCCAAAAGAAAUUUCCCAUUUUAAAACAAAGGAAUGGAAUUAUCGUAAAGGGUUAUCAGUUGAAAAUUCAACAAGAGAAAUUGUUAAUAUUUGGAAGUGUGAUCCAUUUUUUGCUAAAAUUAUAUUUAAUGAAAAUAUUGGAAAAAUGAUUUGCGAUUUAAUGGGAUGGUCAGGAUGUCGUUUAGCACAAGACGAGUUAUUUUGGAAACCACAUUUAGGUGGUAGUGUAGGGUAUCAUCAAGAUGGACCAUAUUUAGAUUUUUUACCAGCUGAAACUAUUGCAAUAUGGGUACCAUUAAAUGAUGUUUCAAUUGAAAAUGGUACACUAGAAUAUGCAACUGGAAGUCAUAAUUGGAAAACUCCAAGUGGUAUAAUAGAUGAUUUUCAUAAUCCAUUAAAAUUUAAACUAAAAAUGGAGGAUGCUGCCAUGAUUGAAGGAAUUGAAAAACCAGAUAUUCAUGUGGUAACUUUGAAAAGAGGUGGAGUAUCAUUUCAUCAUGGUAAAUUAUGGCAUGGUUCUUCAAAGAAUCCAAGUUCUACCAAAGAGAUGUGCUUUUCAUUUCAUACCAGAAAAUUGUGUAUUCAAUGA